CAAAGCAUCUUUCUUGACCUUCAACAGCAAAUAUGGCUCCACGGCGAUGAAACAGCCGCAGUAACCUGCCCACGCUGACCCGCGCCGUCAAUCGACUCUCUCUUUCUUCUCUUCUCUCCCUUCCCACUCCAAUCCCAGUUCAUGACCGACUAAUUUCAGUUCCCUGUGGCGUCAAGCUACUGAAGGUUGCUGUUUUUAUCAUCAUGAUGCGCACAAGUUCUGCUCUUUUUCUUCGAUCAUUCAGGUUCCCCUUCUCCCUAUCUGCUGAUCGAUGGAAGUUCUAUUGGUCAUCAGGAGUUGAUCUAUUGUUAUCGAGGAUGGCACAACCUUCUGUGAUACUUGCGACUGGUAGCUAUGAUCACACAAUCAGGUUCUGGGAGGCAAAGAGCGGUCGAUGUUACCGUACAAUUCAGGCCCAAGAAUCGCAAGUUAAUAGACUUGAGAUAACCCCAGAUAAGCGCUAUCUAGCUGCAGCUGGGAAUCCUCAGAUUCGGCUAUAUGAUGUCAAUUCUAACAACCCUCAACCGGUGAUGAGUUAUGAUUCGCAUACAAAUAAUGUUAUGGCAUUGGGGUUUCAGUGUGAUGGAAACUGGAUGUAUUCAGGAUCAGAGGAUGGCACAGUAAAGAUAUGGGACUUGAGGGCUCCAGGUUGUCAGAGGGAAUAUGAGAGUCGUGCAGCUGUGAACACGGUUGUGUUACAUCCGAAUCAGACGGAACUGAUAUCCGGGGACCAAAAUGGGAACAUACGUGUUUGGGAUCUGACAGCUAACUCAUGCAGUUGCGAAUUGGUUCCAGAGGUGGAUACAGCUGUAAGGUCACUAACAGUUAUGUGGGAUGGAAGCUUGGUAGUUGCUGCAAACAAUCAUGGAACCUGUUAUGUUUGGCGAUUGUUGCGAGGAACCCAAACAAUGACCAAUUUCGAACCACUCCAUAAGCUGCAAGCACAUAAUGGAUACAUCCUCAAAUGUCUCUUGUCACCCGAAUUCUGUGAACCUCACCGGUAUCUGGCCACUGCGUCAUCAGAUCAUACUGUCAAGAUAUGGAAUGUCGAUGGUUUCACCCUAGAAAAGACUUUAACAGGUCAUCAACGCUGGGUAUGGGACUGUGUUUUCUCUGUGGAUGGUGCUUACCUCAUAACAGCAUCUUCUGAUUCAACGGCGAGACUGUGGUCAAUGUCAACUGGCGAAGACAUCAGAGUGUAUCAAGGCCAUCACAAAGCAACUGUCUGCUGUGCCCUUCAUGAUGGUGCAGAGCCAUCUGCAGCCUGAAUAAUCCAUAUCCUACGUCGUGUGGCCCUGCCUGAAUCCUUGCAGCUUGCUUCUGUUCCAUAUUGUGACCAACAUGUUCAUCUAUUACUACACUACAUGUUCAUCUAUUACUACACUGAUCAGGUUUUAUGAUGUGUACAUAGCUUUCUGUUCAUGAAACAUCCUUGUGUAGAAACAAACAAUCGCAGAGAAGCUUGCCUAACCAAUAAAACAGUAAACUUGAAACCCAGAAAGUCAAGAGUUUGGCAAUGGUUGGACUAGCGAUGCUGCAGACCCACAUGCUCAUUGCAUUUUAAAGUAAUUUCAAGUGCGUUACAUCUAA
This is a messenger RNA of Linum tenue, 1590 nucleotides long. The record is from the annotation of a GenBank genome assembly. Lineage: Eukaryota; Viridiplantae; Streptophyta; Magnoliopsida; Malpighiales; Linaceae.